This is a messenger RNA of Vicia faba (fava bean), 531 nucleotides long. NCBI's taxonomy places the organism in Eukaryota, Viridiplantae, Streptophyta, Magnoliopsida, Fabales, Fabaceae. The record is from the annotation of a GenBank genome assembly.
AUGCUUCAACUUGUUAGAAACAGAGUCUAUUUGCUCUCACGCCGUUCCCCAACUUCGCUUCAUCUUUUUCUCCGAUCAACCUCCUCUUCUCUCACCGCCAUAGCCGCCGUGAACAACGGUUCGACCUCCAACAUCGCAAGCACGCGAUUGCGACCAGCUCCUGACGUAACCGCACACAUAGAUCGAGCAACGGUCGCACCCACACAGCACCGGAAACAACGCUCCCUCCGAAGCCACCACGAGCAGCCAAACCAAUAUCGGAAAAAUAGAAAAAGAAGAGGAAGAGAAUCGAGACACAACAUUACCGGUGAAAGCACCACCCCGUCGACGGCAUCUCCCUCUGUGGCAACCACCAUGGCCUCCCUCGAUUUCAGAUCAACCGCCACCACUGUUUUCCGCUUUCCUCUCGCGUAUCACCUUCAUCACAAUGACAAUGUACGGUGCUUCUUCGAUCUUUCUUCUUCUACCUUUUCGUUGUUUUUGCGUUCUUUGAGUUAUUGUGAUAUUGAUGCAGUGUUGUCGCGAAGUUGA